AUGUCCUUAGAAAGAGAAGAACCAACACAUUUCGGUGCUGGUCCAGCACAAUUACCAACAGAAGUCCUUCAACAAGCUGCUAAAGAUCUAUUAAAUUAUAACAAUUUAGGUCUAGGUAUUGGUGAAAUUUCACAUAGAUCCAAAGAUGCCACUCAAAUCAUUGAGUCAUCCAAACAAAAUUUGAAAGAAUUAAUGAAUAUCCCUGAUACUCAUGAAGUUUUCUUCAUGCAAGGUGGUGGUACUACUGGAUUUUCCUCAUUGGCUACUAAUUUGGCUGCUGCUUACGUCGGGAAAACUGGUCAAAUUGCUAAUGCUGGUUAUUUGGUUACUGGUUCUUGGUCAUUGAAAUCAUUCCAAGAAGCAAAGAGAUUACAUGUCCCAUGUGAGAUUAUUUUCAAUUCGAAGGAUUUCAAUGAUGAGGGGAAAUUUGUGGAUAUCCCGGAUGAAUCAUUAUGGGAAGAUCGUGUUAAGGGGAAGAAAUUCUCCUAUGUGUAUCUUUGUGAGAAUGAAACUGUUCAUGGGAUUGAAUGGAAUCAAUUGCCUAAAUGUAUAGUGGAUGAUCCAAAUAUUGAAUUGGUAGCUGAUUUAUCAAGUGAUAUUUUAUCUAGGAAGAUUGAUGUUUCUAAAUAUGGUGUAAUAAUGGCAGGUGCUCAAAAAAAUAUUGGGUUAGCUGGUUUAACUCUAUAUAUUAUUAAGAAAUCUAUAUUGACAAAUAUCGAAAAAGUUGAUGAUACUUUAUUACAUGAAUUUGAUAUUCCUGUUACACCAAUUGCAUUUGAUUAUCCAACUGUUGUGAAAAAUAAUUCUGCUUAUAAUACUAUCCCAAUUUUCACUUUACAUGUUAUGAAUUUAGUCUUUGAACAUUUAAUUAAGAAAGGUGGUGUGGAAGCUCAAGAAAAGGAAAAUGAUGCAAAGGCUAAAAUAUUAUAUGAUAUAUUAGAUGCAUAUCCAAAUUUUUAUAAUUUACCUGUUAAGCCAAAUGCAAGAUCAAGAAUGAAUGUUGUUUUCACCUUGAAAAAGGAAGGUUUAGAUGAAAAGUUUUUGAAAGAUGCUGCGGAAAGAAAAUUAACUGGAUUAAAGGGUCAUCGUUCAGUUGGUGGAUUUAGAGCUUCCAUUUAUAAUGCAUUGACGUUGGCAAGUGUUGAAAAAUUAGUACAAUUCAUCAAAGACUUUGCAGUGGAAAACCAAUAA
Molecule: messenger RNA, 1191 nt
Organism: Naumovozyma dairenensis CBS 421
Lineage: Eukaryota; Fungi; Ascomycota; Saccharomycetes; Saccharomycetales; Saccharomycetaceae
Gene: SER1
Product: O-phospho-L-serine:2-oxoglutarate transaminase
Exons: 1
Coding region: 1-1191 (396 amino acids)
Biological process (GO): L-serine biosynthetic process
Cellular component (GO): cytoplasm
Molecular function (GO): O-phospho-L-serine:2-oxoglutarate transaminase activity; pyridoxal phosphate binding
Source: RefSeq, a predicted model, not a curated record